Molecule: messenger RNA, 2244 nt
Organism: Culex pipiens pallens (northern house mosquito)
Lineage: Eukaryota; Metazoa; Arthropoda; Insecta; Diptera; Culicidae
Exons: 2
Coding region: 1204-1497 (97 amino acids)
Molecular function (GO): RNA binding
Source: RefSeq, a predicted model, not a curated record
UUUUUCAAAGAUUAUGCAAAGAUAUUUGCAACUCCUUUUUUUAUUUUUUUAAAUUUUGCGCAAGUUUUAUCAAUAAAAAAUAUUUUUUAAAAUUAUUUUUUUUUUGCCUUGGAAAAUUUUUGAAGAAGGGAGGGGGACAAAAAUGGCAAUUUUUGCUAUUAUACAAAACAUCUAAAAUUUCCAAUACAAUAUAAAAAAUUCCAAAAUGUUCAAAUUCGAGUUGAAACUUGAUAAUUACAAAAUUUCCAAAUGUAAAAUAAGAAUUUACAAUUUCAAAAAAGAAUAUUAAUUAAAGGAUGCUUAAACAAAUAAACAAUAAACAUUUUUAACUUUUAUAUUCAACUAGGGGAAAGUGGGGCAAGACGACCAUGUGGGGCAAGAGGAACAAUUGCCCGUGAAACCAAUGCACACACACGAAUUCGUGAAUUCUAAAAUUCAAAAAAGAAAAUAAACAUUUAAAAGUUUAACUAAUUCGAAAAUAAACAAAGAAGAAGUUUAUAAAAAUGAAUUUCAAUAAAAAUGAAAUAGAAAAAAAAAAAUAUUUUCAUAAAAUCUGCAUAAAAUUUCAAUGUAUUUUUAAGUAUUCACCUGCGCUUAUGGUCAUUUUAUGUUUGUUUAAGUUAAGGCAGGUACAAAUUUUAUUAUAAGUUUUACAAAUUUUAUUUAAAUUUUUUACAAGUUUUAUUUAAAGUUUUCGUCCAAUCUUACUUUUUUUUAAACUAGUGAUUGCAAAACAACUGAACUAGUGUAAAAUGCAUUUUAAAACACUUUUUGCAUUCAAAUGUUGAGAAUUUUUGAGAGUUUUUAGAAAGUAUUUAGAAUUUUAUUUAUUUAGAAAUCUGGAAAAAUGUGGUUCUAUUGAAAAUUCAUGUCCACAAACAUUUUUUCAGAUCGAUUUAGCCAGCUUAGACUAGUCUCCCUAUUUAGGGUCUCUAGUUGGGACCAGACUUUUUUUUGGUAUUCGUCGCGUAAUUUACGAAUGACUUAAGCCUUUAAGUCGAUCGUACAGUCGACAAACCGUUUUUCCGAUUCAAUCCAGAUUUUGCUGACUUGGUCAAACAAGAAAGACUUUUUUUUCGUCUUCGGAUUUCUUUUCGUGCGGACUUUCUUUUCCCUUGAAAUUAUCGUCGCCAACUGCGGUGAGUUAAAAUAACUUAAUAUUUAUAUCAUAAAACCUCAAACCAUUUUCCUUUUUAUUAGAAAAUGAACAAAUCAACCAGCAAGAACGCACCGAAGGCGAUUUUCAUCACCAACCUUCACGACUCCACAAGUUUCCUGGAUCUCCACCUGGAGUUUUCUCGCUUUGGCGCGAUCCAAUCUGGCACGAUCGCGCUGAAGAUGCCCGAGACGAAAGGGCAUCAGAUCGGGUAUGGCUGCGUGGUGUUCGACGAUCCCGCCGCGGCGGCCAAAGCCAAGGCCGAGAUGGACGGGUUCGUGUAUCGCGGCAAACCGAUGGUCAUUGGGUUCGAGAGACCCUCGGCCGACUGGUCCAACUAGGUGAAAGAAUAAAUUUUUGGUUCUCUGAGUAUUAGAGAAAUGUGAAUUUGCAGUUUCCGCAAUAUGUGAAUUUAUUUGCAUAAAGUUGAUUUUGUUUUUUCUUGAAACGAUUUUCUACGUUGUAAUUACGUACGUAGUUUAUGAAAGACUCCUACCAUUAAGUCAAUCGUGAGGUCGACAAACCGUUUCUUCCGCUUCAUCCAGAUUUUGCUGAAUAGCUGCAGCUGGAUCGUCAAAAACAAACAAAAGAAUUUUCUUUUUAUCAAUCUUCAAAUUGUCGUGCCGUUCAGAAGCUUGCUUCGUGGAUUUGUUUUUUGCUCGAAUUCGCACCGCAUACUAGGAAAAUGAACGGAUCGCCCAACAAGCCCGCACCGACGGUGCUCUACAUCAGCAAUCUUCACGAAUCGACCGGGUUCCACGAUCUGACCCGCGAAUUUUCUCGAUUCGGCGCGGUCCGUUCCUCGAUGAUCACGCAGACCCUGACCAAAACGGGAACAAAAAAGCUCGAGAACGGCACCGUGGCGUUCUUCGAUCCGGCAGCGGCGGCCAGAGCCCAGGCCGCGAUGGACGGGUUCGUGUUCCGCGGAAAGCCGAUGAUUGUCAGCUUCGAGGAACCGCCCCGCAGGUUCUAGGUGUUCUAGGUCCGCGACAAAGUGGGCAACUUAGGUUUUCUGGAGAAAAGGUGAAAUCGCAGUUUUUUGUAAUGUAAAAUUAAAUAAACAGGAUUGUCCAGAGAUUUCCUUGAAA